AACAGUUCAAGAAAUGGCAUCCUCUGCCUUCUGCUGGCUGUGGCUCUGGCUGGGGAAUUAGAAAAUCCAAAGAAGUUUUUCUGCCUGCCUGAAUUUCUUCAUAGAUCUGCUCAUAAUCACAAUUCAACAGACCCCGUCUAAUUUUUUUCUCUCAAAAAGAUCAAUCGGGUCUUUUUUUUUAUGCCCGAACUUGGCUAUGGCCACUUAUGUUAUUAACAUUCUCCCGUUUUCAUCUCCAACUUGCCCGCUAUACUCCGAACCCAAAAAAACCAGUAACCUUCACUUUCUGGGCAACUCAUUAUGUCAACAACCUGUGACUUUAACUUCUUGGAAGUCCCAAAUUCAGCCUGUAUUAGCUGCUAUCAAUGUAGAAGAGAAAGUGGAAGGAGAAAUAGGAAAAGAGAAACCUAAGUUUAGGUGGGUUGAGAUAGGUCCUAAUAUACCAGAAGAACAAAAACAGGCCAUAUCUCAACUGCCAUUUAAGAUGACCAAAAGAUGUAAAGCGCUCAUGAGGCAGAUAAUUUGUUUCAAUGACAAGAAAGGUAGUUUGCCUGAUUUAUUGAGUGCUUGGGUUAAGAUUAUGAAGCCAAGGAGAAAAGAUUGGCUUUCUAUUCUCAAGGAAUUGAACAAGAUGGCACAUCCACUUUAUCUUGAGGUGGCAGAAAUUGCCCUUCUAGAAGAAUCUUUUGAGGCUAAUGUUCGUGACUAUACCAAAAUAAUUCAUUUUUAUGGGAUGAACAACCAGCUUGAAGAAGCUGAAAGAACUCGCUUAGCCAUGGAGGAGAGAGGGUUUGUAAGUGAUCAGGUAACGUUAACUGCUAUGAUUCACAUGUACAGCAAUGCUGGCAAUCUUACUCUCGCUGAAGAAACUUUUGAAGAGCUAAAGCUUCUUGGUCAACCAUUAGAUAGGAGAUCAUAUGGCUCGAUGAUCAUGGCCUAUAUCAGAGCUGGAAUGCCUGAAAAGGGGGAGAUGAUACUUAGAGAAAUGGACGCUCAAGAAAUCCGUGCCGGAAGUGAAGUUUACAAGGCACUGUUAAGAGCGUACUCCAUUAUUGGUGAUGCUGAUGGAGCUCAAAGAGUGUUCGAUGCAAUUCAGCUUGCAGGUAUUCCUCCUGAUGAUAGAACGUGUGCAGUCCUCUUGAAUGCUUAUGGAAUGGCAGGUCAAAGUCAAAAUGCACACGCGACAUUCGAGAAUAUGUGGAGGGCUGGCAUUGAACCUAGUGAUAGAUGUGUAGCUCUGGUGUUGGCUGCAUAUGAAAAGGAGAACAAGCUCAUCCAGGCAUUGGACUUUCUAAUAGGUUUGGAGAGAGACAAACUCACCAUUGGCAAAGAAGCAUCUGAAGUACUAGCUGAGUGGUUUGGAAGACUCGGGGUCGUGAAAGAGGUGGAGCUUGUCUUGAGAGAAUAUGCUGCGGGGUAAGUCGAUUGCGAAAUUCUCAAAGUUCUGAUCUGUCUCCAAAUCUUGCUGCAUCCAUAGAAAAUUUUUGCUUUCCUGUAUAUAUGCUCAUGAUUGCGAGGAAGUUAAAGUGAUGGUGGUAAGAUAUGGAGGUUUCUCAUUUUAAGGUAUGGAUUCAGCCAAGUUUUUUUUAGUCUAAAAUAAAUUAUU
Messenger RNA from Populus euphratica (Euphrates poplar), 1606 nucleotides. RefSeq names its product Tetratricopeptide repeat (TPR)-like superfamily protein. The record is from RefSeq and is a predicted model, not a curated record. Gene Ontology annotation, molecular function: protein binding. Bases 197 to 1420 code for a protein of 407 amino acids. Lineage: Eukaryota; Viridiplantae; Streptophyta; Magnoliopsida; Malpighiales; Salicaceae. The transcript is spliced from 3 exons.